Messenger RNA from Ascoidea rubescens DSM 1968, 969 nucleotides. RefSeq lists its product as uncharacterized. The record is from RefSeq and is a predicted model, not a curated record. NCBI's taxonomy places the organism in Eukaryota, Fungi, Ascomycota, Saccharomycetes, Ascoideales, Ascoideaceae. The transcript has a single exon. Bases 165 to 770 code for a protein of 201 amino acids.
AAAUAAGAAAACAAAUAACAAUAAUUUCAUAUUUUAAUAUACUUACUAUAAAGAAUACUACUAACAAUAACAUCUCUUACACCAAAACAGUAACUAUUUAAAAACAGAUUUUUAAACAUAUUUUAACACAUUUUAUUGUUCUGCUAUUUGUUAUUAAAAAAAAAAUGAAAAACUUUCAAAAGUUUAAAAUUUUAAUAAAAGUUUUUAGUCUUACAUUUUUAGUAAUUUUAAUAAUUAAACAGAAUUUCCUUGUUAUAAUGAAUAACUGGAUGUUACAAUUCAAUCACAAUACUUUAAUUAAUAAUCAAGUACAACUUAUUCCACUGAAAGAUUAUAAUUUUCUUAAAAAUUAUACAAUAAGUGAAUUAAAUGAAUUAAAUCAUGAAAACUAUAUUAAAAAUCCGGUUUUAGCAGUUGAUAAUAUUGCACAAUGUGAGAUUAAAACAGAUAAUGAUAGGAAUCUGCUAUUCUUAGAAACAUGUUUUGACACCUUGGUUAAUGAGCUCACUCAACAGUUGAAUCCAAGUUCUUCUUUAAGUGACUACAUGACAAUUCCAGUCUCACUUUCAACAGUUUUUGAAACACCAGAACCAGAUAAUAGAAAAUUUUACUGCUCACUCUUAAACUGUGAUGAUUCAAGAUGCUACUCCUAUGUGAGAUGUGAUGAAACCUGUGAACUAGUUCCAAUUCACUUAACUGGUUUUAGAAGAAAUUUAAUUGUUUAUUGUUCUGGUCAUUGCAUUUGUCCAAAGGUUUAUUUAUUUGACUAAAAUUAUUCCUUAUUUAUAUUAGAUGUUUUCAACAGAGACAUUCAUGGACAUUAAUGUACUUUGGAAUAAAAGAUUAUGUGCAAAAUUUUUCUACUUUCCAAUCUCCUUCUGUUAUUCAAAGACUUUUAUUAGAUCAUCAAGAUAUUUGAAAUUGAUUUUCUAAAAUAAAAUGUUUUAUUUCCUACAAAGAUAAAUUAUU